This is a messenger RNA of Cicer arietinum (chickpea), 2142 nucleotides long. RefSeq names its product patatin-like protein 6. The record is from RefSeq and is a predicted model, not a curated record. Lineage: Eukaryota; Viridiplantae; Streptophyta; Magnoliopsida; Fabales; Fabaceae. Gene Ontology annotation, biological process: lipid metabolic process.
CUUUAAAUAAUAUUUUCGGUCUAACAUAGAAUAUGGAUAUUUCAACUUUCUGAUUGGAGAAGAAACACACAUGACACAACACAAGAUUAUUCAAUCAAUGAGGCGUCAGUUCCGAGGUGAUUUUUCUGAUUAAUACUUCAUGCAAAAAAUAAACGCACAAUAAUCUCGUUUGUAGUAAAGGACUGUUUGUUUCAAAGAGAAAAGGAAAAAUGGAUUCUAGUGAUCAAUUUGAAAUGCAAGAACCAAGCAUUGAGACAGAUAAACUCAGCUACGAAAUCUUUUCUAUUCUCGAAAGCAAGUUUCUCUUUGGCUACGACGAUCAAAAACUCUGGUUCCCUAAUCUAAUACCUACAACCACAUCUAUUGACUCUCAACAACCGCCAACCGUCGCCGCCGUUGACGGACUCUCCGUCGUUAAGAACCAGCGUGGAAAAAUUUGUAUACUAACAAUCGACGGCGGCGGCAUGCGAGGGAUUCUCCCUGGAAAAGCCCUCGCCUACCUUGAAAACGCUCUGAAGAAAAAAUCCGGUGAUCAGAACGCCAGAAUCGCCGAUUACUUCGACGUCGCAGCCGGUGCUGGCGUUGGAGGUAUCUUUACAGCCAUGCUUUUCGCCACUAAAGAUCAACGCCGACCAAUUUUCUCCGCCGACGACACGUGGAGGUUUUUGGCGGAGCAGGGUAAGAAAUUCUACCGUCAGGGAAACGGAAACGGAAACUCCGGCGGACGUGGAUUCCUUAAGAGACUAUUCGGAGGUUCCAGUUCCGUUUCAGUUGAAAGCGCGACGGCCGGUAUGGAAAAAACCGUUAAAGAAGCUUUUACGGAGGAGAACGGCCGUUGUUUAACUUUGAAAGAUACACUGAAACCGGUUCUGAUACCGUGUUAUGAUUUAUCCAGUACGGCACCGUUUUUGUUCUCACGUGCGGACGCUUUAGAAACGGAUAGCUUCGAUUUUCGUUUAUGGGAGGUUUGCAGAGCAACUUCGGCCGAACCGGGUUUAUUAGAACCGGUUCAAAUGCGGUCCAUUGAUGGACAAACUAAGUGCGUUGCGGUUGAUGGUGGUUUAGCAAUGAGUAACCCAACGGGUGCGGCAAUUACGCACGUGCUUCACAACAAGCAAGAGUUUCCGUUCGUGCGUGGGGUUGAGGAUCUCCUUGUUCUUUCCCUUGGAACUGGUCAACUCUUUGAGGUCAACUAUGAUUAUGAUCAUGUUAAUCGCUGGAAGGCCAAGGAUUGGGCCCGGCCCAUGGCCCGUAUUUCUAGUGAUGCUUCUGCUGACCUUGUUGACCAGGCUGUUGCCAUGGCGUUUGGUCACUGCCGGAGUACCAAUUAUGUUCGCAUUCAGGCAAAUGGGUCAAGUAUGGGGCAAUGUGGAGCCAAUGUGGAUACAGAUGCAAGUCCCAGCAAUGUAAAGAUGUUGAUGGGAAAAGCAGAGGAGAUGUUGAAGCAGGAGAAUGUAGAGUCUGUACUGUUUGGAGGAAAGAAGAUUGGGGAACAGAGUAAUUUCCAGAAACUUGAUUGGCUUGCUGGAGAACUUGUUCAGGAGCAUCAGAGGAGGAGCUGCAGAAUAGCUCCCACUGUUGCUUUCAAACAAGCUACCCCAAAAGCCACCUAAAAGUCCAUACUCAACCCUCUAAACAAUCAACCUACACAAAAUGGGUAAAGAAGGAUGGAUAUAUAGGAGGAAAAGGAAAAACAAGAAGAGGGAAAAAGGAAAAGAAAAAGAAAAAGAAAAGAAGAAUGCAAAAUAGCAGUAGUUUUACUUUUGAAGAUAGACAAGGGUUGUAGGGGGUGUUGAGUGAAAAUGACAAGUGGUGUAAUUAAAAAGGGAGGGAAGAUCUCUGUGGGAUACUUUGCUCACCAGAGGACAGACAUCAUGGUGUCCACUCCACCUUUCAAUUAGGGUAAAGAGACCAAGAAAGAAAAGCAAAGUGUAUCAGUUGAAGCUUUUUAGGGUCAAACAUGAAUCAAGUGCUAUUUUUUUUUUUUUUUUUUAAUUCAGAACACAAAGGGUGGUUAAUUGGAUUACAUUCUUCUGUUCCAUUUUUUUUUUACAAAAUAAUUUGUAAAUCGUCUUUAAUGUUGAAAAGUUUCAUCUCUGUUCCAAAUAAACUUUUUAGAUGGUGGGUUACCUUAUAAAAAAA